AUGCCUUUUCCCCGCCAUUUGAGGACGCCAAUUUCUCAAUUUCUCCUCGACAAUUCUCACUGUCCGCAAGGCUUCGCCCAGCACGACCACAUCUCUCCUACUUCCAACGCCCGCAGUCAUGGACAAGGAUACACACGCAAAGCUCCCUUCUCAACAACGAGCUCCCGGUCUCUCGCCUCAUCGCGAGAACCAACUCACUACGAGAUUCUCGACGUUCCGGUAACAGCCACGCCCGCCGAAAUCAAGAAACAAUUCUACUCCCUCUCCCUCCGCCACCACCCAGACCGCAACCCCGACGAUCCCAAAGCCUCCUCCCGCUUCGCCAAAAUCAAUUCCGCCUACCAAAUCCUCAGCAACAACACAAAGCGCUCAACCUACGACCGCGACCACGGAAUCCACGCCCACGCCUCCCAAUCCACCCACUCCACCGCAACGCCCGGUCAACACCCCAUGGGCAGCCACAGCAGCCACAGCAGCCACGCAUCGUACUUCGGCUCGCGACCUGCAAGUGGCCUAAGCAAACGGCGGGGUGUAUUCCGGGGUCCACCACCGAGUUUCUACGCGCACGGCGGGUACGGAAAUAGAAGGGCGCCUCCGGGUGCCGCGGGCGCUGCUGGCGGGGGUUCAUAUUCAGGUUCUGCGGCCGGUGCUGCGGGCGGCGCCGGGAAAGAAGACGAUCCGACGUCGUUUAUAGAUCGGAAUCGGGUUUCGCAUUUUAAUGCGCGGGGGCAUUACCGGACGCAGACGGCGGAAGAUGCGCGGCGACAGCAGCGGCGGUCGAGGACGGAGGCCGAUAUCAAUGAGCAGCAUAUAGGCAGUCGCGGGGAUUUCGCAGUGCGGUUUAUCGCGGUCUCGAGCAUUCUUGUGGGUGCGGGUGCGUUAUCGGGGUUCAUCCGAUGGCCGAGUAAUACUGGGGUCGAGAAGUCGGGGAAGACGAAAUCUGCAAAAGUGAAGAGUGGCUGA
Messenger RNA from Aspergillus puulaauensis, 963 nucleotides. Its product is annotated as DnaJ domain protein. The coding region runs from base 1 to 963 and encodes 320 amino acids. NCBI's taxonomy places the organism in Eukaryota, Fungi, Ascomycota, Eurotiomycetes, Eurotiales, Aspergillaceae. The record is from RefSeq and is a predicted model, not a curated record. The transcript is spliced from 2 exons.